CCAAAAUGUGUUUGUUCUGCUUCUCUUGAUGCUAGAAACAUGGCACCAACUCUCUCUCUCUCUUUCUCUCUUCUAUCAUUUCCUUUUGACCCCUUUCUUGCUUUCUCUGAACAUAUAGACAUGAAGGAAUCAAGAAGAAUCAGAUUUUGUUUCUCAUUCUUAUUCUUCAUCUUGAUCAUCUCUUGGGGGAUUUCACCAGUAUCUUCAGAUGAGGGUGUCGCCAGGAAAGAAGAGAAUCCGUCUUCGCUUUUAAAGAUCAUAUGUGGGAUUUUUGGCAAGAAGUUUCCACCAAGUUCUUGGGAAUUGAUUCAAAGCGCAAUGCAGAAGAUCCAGAUGAAGCUUUACCCUCCAAAUCUUGAUUUCAGAAGCAACAGCGACAAAAACAACAAGGACAGAGAAGGAGGAGAAGAUAAAGGAGAGAAAGUGAAAGAGGCGGCGACAAGGAGCCUUGAAGUAAGCAAAGAAGCUAUUGAAGAGUCUGCAAAACUAGCAGGUGGUGUUGUAGGAGAAGUAGUUCACAAAACAGCUGAGAAAGUCACCAAACAAAGCUCACAUGAUGAAAUGUAAUCACUGAUAAUGUUAGUAAACAAUUCAGAUUCAAAUACCAUUUGCCAUUUCAAAAGGAACCAAUCAUAGCGUUAAAUGUAGACAGGCUUUGGCGGAAGAAGAACUAAAUGAAACGACUUCCUUUUCUGUUUAA
Messenger RNA from Brassica rapa (field mustard), 700 nucleotides. RefSeq lists its product as uncharacterized. Lineage: Eukaryota; Viridiplantae; Streptophyta; Magnoliopsida; Brassicales; Brassicaceae. The record is from RefSeq and is a predicted model, not a curated record.